This is a messenger RNA of Ceratosolen solmsi marchali, 3111 nucleotides long. RefSeq lists its product as uncharacterized. Lineage: Eukaryota; Metazoa; Arthropoda; Insecta; Hymenoptera; Agaonidae. The coding region runs from base 481 to 3027 and encodes 848 amino acids. The record is from RefSeq and is a predicted model, not a curated record. The transcript is spliced from 3 exons.
GGCGGCGGGAGCGCAAUUAGCAAAGAGCCGCAUUGUUGGAGAAAUCGUGAGUGUGUCGUAAUUUAAAAAUGCACGAAAGCAGGUACUGGGCAUGCGUAAAAAGCAGGAAGAACUGCGCGCUUGUCACGUGAUCAGUUAUAUGACUUCCAUGACGAAGAGAGAUAUUCGUUGUUUCGUUGAUGACGGUGACAUAAAAGUCGAACCAUUAGCAUUGAAGAAUCGGAGAAGAGUCUUAUAUGGCAGCUAAGGUAGAAGCAAGAAGCUACUAUGGCUGUGACGUUCGCCAUUUUGGCAUGGCGUCAACCUUAAAGCGUCAACCGAUGUAAAUCAACGGUCAUUUCAAGCUAUGGUCACGUUUACGUGUUGCUGUAGCUCAAAUUACGAUUUGUUUGAAAUACUGACAAGCUAAAAUGAGUACUUUUUAAUUCCUCUUUAAAUAAUUAUUAAAGAAAUAACAUAGUUUUAACUAAUUUGGCAAAAAUGAAGUUAAAGAAAAUAUUAGAAACGAGUUUUACUUUACAGCCCAAAGAACCAAAUCAAAAGCUUGAAAUAUAUAAAUGUAAAUAUUGUGGGCAGACUUAUGCACGUCAUAUAACACGAAUGAGCGUGCAUUUACUUAAGUGCAGUGGCUGUCCGGGUGCAGUGAGAGAGUUGCUUGAAGAAAAAGUUAAAGCUAAAAUUCUGGAGUCGUCCAAACAUGGAUUUAAUAAGAAGGGACAAGUGAGGAAUCUUAAAAAGAUUCUGGAGGAAAAUUUUGUCCUGCAGCCGCGAAAUGGAACCCAAAAGCUGGAUAUUUUUAAAUGUAAACAUUGCGAACAGAAGUACGCACGUAACGCAUCCAGAAUGAGCUUGCACUUACAAAAGUGUUCGGACUGUCCAGAAGAAGUCAAGGAUUAUCUUGAAAUGAAUGUUAAAGAAAAUAUUGUUCAUAAGGUGUGCAGAAAGUUGAUACCGAAAAAAUUGUUGGAAAGUAGUUUUAUAUUGCAGCCAAAGGAACCAAAUCAAAAGCUCCAGACAUUUAAAUGUAAAUACUGUGGACAAAUAUAUGCGAGACACUCUACGAGAAUGAGUAUGCAUUUACAAAAAUGUAUAGGAUGUCCGGGAACUAUAAAAGAAUCGCUUUUAGAGACUGCAAAAUUUAAAAGGGAGCAGCGCAGAAACGAGCUAAAUUUGAAGAGAAGAAAUUCGGAGAGCGAAGAAGCAAUGAGCGAGGACGAAAAUAAUUUCGGCACGAUUCAGGUGCCCUCGGAGAACGUAUACUUUAAUGACUCAGCGAAUGAAAAUAACUUUAUCGACAGAAUGUCGAAGCAAAGGCAAAAGUAUUGCGAAGAGUUACUCGCAAAGGCAAUUUAUGCUUCUAAUGCACCAGUCAGCAUUGUAGAUAACGAUCAUUGGCGUACGUUGCUCAAUACUUUGAGUCCAGCUUUUCAAUUACCGACUCAGCAGCAGCUUUCAACGUGCCUGCUCGAAAGAACAUACGAAAAUGUCAAAAAGAGCGUUGAUCAAAAAGUAAGGGACGCGGUUUCGAUAGGAUUGCAAUGUAGUUAUAGGUCGAAUGCAAGAAACGAAGGAAUUAUUCAUUUUGUGUUAAGUACACCGGAUCCCGUGCUUUAUAAAUCAAUUUCAUUAUCUACAAAUGUAGAGGAUGAAAACUUGUAUCUAGAGAAGAUAAGUGAAGUGAUCGAUGAAGUUGGUGCCGAAAGAGUUUUAGGUGUUUGCUUGGACAGUAUAUCAACUUGCGAAAAUCUUUGGGAACUACUGCAGCAGAAAUACGAAGAGCACAAUAUUUCAUUUUACAAUUGUUCUUCGCAGACUUUAAAUCAUUUACUUAAAGAUAUGUCCGAAUUGCCAGUUAUUAGCGUUUUGUUAAAGAAUGCUUCGAGUAUUGUGAAGGAAAUAAAACAAUCGCAUGUAUUGUCGUCGUUAUUGAGCGAGGCUCAAAAAGCUUCUACCGAGAAGAAUCAGAAUAUUCUGUCACUGAAAUUGCCAGGGAUAAAGAGGUGGAAUCCUUCUUUAAUGUGCCUAGACAGUUUGCUCGAAAAUAAAGACAAUUUGCAAUAUCUUGCCUUCUCAUCGAAAGGCGAUAAGUACAUAAGCAAGGUAACAAAAGAAUUAAUUUCAGACGAGGAGUUUUGGGCAAAAAUAAACAGUUACAUUAAGCUCAUUAGACCAAUUAUUAAGUGGAUUGCACAUUUAGAUGACGAGGAAGCAAAAAUUAGCGAAGUUCCUGAAAUAUUUGUCGAUUUGGAGCAACACUUUAUCACAGAAUUUCAAGAACCUUCGCUUAUACUUUUAUCGAUUGAAGAAUCCGAUCAGAUUUUAAAACGAUUCAAAACACUAUCCUCCACAGUACUACAGCCAAUACAUUUUGCUGCAAAUAUAUUAAAUCCCUUAUUCAAAGGUGAACAUCUAAGUUCGUCCGAAUUUGUUCAAGGAACAGAAAUUAUAAGUAAAUUAUCAAUAAAAUUUGGAAUGCCAGAGGACGAUAUACUUAUUGAUUUAGCAAAUUAUAAUUCCGGCAAAGGAGUGUGGAGUGUAAAUUUCGUUAAAAAAUCAAUAGCUCUGAUGCCUCCAUCUACUUGGUGGAAAGGAUUUUUCAAAAAUUCUUUUUUAACUAAAGUGGCAGCUUCUAUUUUAGAUCUUCCAAGUACGUCAAUAGCAACUACCGAUAGGUCGAACAAAAGAAAUUCUUUGAAAGACGAUCCUACUGGAAAAAUCAUGUACAUAAGCCAGAACCUUAGAUUAUUAGAUCCUAAAAGAAACGAUAAAAAUAACAAAUAUCAAGAAGACUCUCAGGAAAGAAUCGAAGAAGAAUUCAUGAUCGAAGACAUCGAAGUUUAUAACGAAGACAUUGAAGAAGUUCUUGUCGAAGAUCCCGAGCAGACCAUCGAGGAAGCAGAAGUUAUUACUGGUGAUUCGGAAGAAAUACGCGAAGAAGCUAACGAAGAGCAAAAUACUGGAUUAUAUAUUCAGAUUGUUAAUGAUGCAGGUGAAACAUUCUAUGUACAACAAAGUGUUCCAUUAUAAAAAUAAUCUUAUUGUACUUGACAUUAUCAUGAUAAUGAAUUCUUUUAAGGAAAAAUCACAUCAUUCAUAAUUUUAGAUUACUAU